AUGGGUGUGGUAUUUAUAGAUCUAUCAGUGUUGUUUGUCAGAGACCAAGAGAUAUUGGACAUUAUACACCUCGCCAACCCUUUAGUCUCAACUGACCUUGACAUCUUGCUGUUUGAUUGUAUAGAUGCUCCUUUCUGGUUUUGCCAGAUCACUUCGCAGAAACUUCAUUUCAAUAUCUGCACCUUGUUUUACAGCGUAUAUUAUCUACAGUGA
Messenger RNA from Trichobilharzia szidati, 213 nucleotides. Lineage: Eukaryota; Metazoa; Platyhelminthes; Trematoda; Strigeidida; Schistosomatidae. The record is from the annotation of a GenBank genome assembly.